UUCCGUUCCCUUUCCUUUCCUUUCCUUUCCUUUCCUUUCCUUUCCACGAGCUAUGCGCUGUUCUCGUCGGUGUUUCUCUCGAUGCUCCUCGACACUCCUCGUGUCUCUAGUACUGGUGUAAACGGCGUAAAGCUGCGUUAUUUCUUCGCUUUCCUUUCCCUGCCCUGUUCGUCUGGCUCGUAAGCGGCAAAUAGAGAAAGGAGGUAAGGUUUCAAAGGGAAAAAAGAGAAAGAAAAAGGAGGUAAUAAGCAGUCGUAGGAAAAAGGAACAUAAAAACGACGAGUGUUGGAAUCAUCGGAACGGUAUCCUCGGAGUGAGCUCCAACGAGCGAAAGAGGCACGAGAGGUGGCGUAGCAAGAUGGCGCAUAAUUUGGCACCAAGCGUCAACUGCUCGCUCGACGACAUUGAUCUGAACGCUCUGAAGGAACCUGCUGGGAUCUUUGAGCUGAUAGAAGUCGUUGGCAAUGGAACGUAUGGUCAAGUUUACAAAGUGAGUAUUUCGUUCUGCAAUUUGCAUCAAGUUUGAUGUUACAUCG
This is a messenger RNA of Trachymyrmex cornetzi, 536 nucleotides long. Its product is annotated as serine/threonine-protein kinase mig-15-like. NCBI's taxonomy places the organism in Eukaryota, Metazoa, Arthropoda, Insecta, Hymenoptera, Formicidae. Bases 359 to 526 code for a protein of 55 amino acids. The transcript has 2 exons. The record is from RefSeq and is a predicted model, not a curated record.